AUGCCGUUCCAAUUCGAAUCCGACUCUGCUUUGGUGCUCGCCGAGACCAAUCUGCGUCACGACAUCAAGCGGAUCAUAGUCUUCCAAUCGGAUGGAAGCGUGUCAGUUGACAGGUCGCAUGACGUCGCUCGUAAAGUGUCUCAAGCUCUGAAGGACCAUGGCCGAAAUGCCUCGGUCAUCCCGCCAUUCCUGCUGUCUGUGGCAGCCGAGGUGCGGGACACCAUGAACAAGUCCAUUGCUCCGGACUGGAAGCGAGUCCGGGAUGAUGAUCCCCGGAUACAUUCUCAUCCUUUCUUUGCCAAGACCGUUGGCUAUGUGAAAGGCGGUAAACCCGCCACCGGACCACCAUCAAAGAAACUCUCCGUUCCUCCCAUCGAUAUCCUUCCCACCGCCCCUCCACCAACCACUUCGGUCGCACCUGAACCGACCGCCGACAAGGGCAAAAGGCCUGUUCGUGAAACUCGCAAGCGCCGGUCUGACAGUCCGGUGGCCGCUCCACGCAGCAAGAAGCCCAAGGUCCCUAAGCCAAAGUCAAAGGCACUCCUCACCGACACCGAGGAUGACGCCGACCUUCCCACCGGAACAGUUAUUGUGACAAAGAAGUCAACAAAUGCCGCGCCGGCCCCCAAACAGGCCGAUGAGAAGAUCGCUCGCACCCUGGCCAAGGGUAAAGGAAAGGAGGAGGAGAAGGAAGUUGCCAAGCCCACCAGAGGCCGACAGAUGGCAAAGGCCGAUGAAGAUAAACAUGACGAUGAAGAUCAGAAUGAGGAUGAGGAUGAAGAUGCCAACACCAAGGCCGAUCCAAAGGCCGAUCCCAACGCCGAAACUUACAAUCCUCCUUGCAAGAGGUGUGGAACGGCACCUUGCCUCGUCUAUGUCGGCAAGACUGGGCAGGUCGCCAAGGCCUGCACCAGGUGCCACAUCAUGAAGGUGAAAUGCGACCGACCGGUCUCAUCCAGGCCCGCGCGGGCAUCCAGGUCCAGGGUUCGCUCCAGGAACACCAGAGCGACCUCAAGUGUGCGUGCUGCCACUCCCAUAGUCGAGUCCGAGGAAGAUGGCAUCCCGAUAGAUGCGCCGGUCGCCGCAGCUGCCGACAUCGACGUUGAGAUGUCGGCUGAGACUGCUCCCCAGGAACCCAUCGUCCUCGAUGAACCUCGCGUCCUCGCAUCGGCCGCCGACUUCCCUGCCGAGCAUUGGCAAGAGCCCGAUGCCGAUGCCGCCCCCAUCCCCAUUCCCCCGCCGACUCCUUCUGCCGACCUCCCUUCCCUUCCUUCGGCAUCAUCGUCGCCGACAAACGCCGAGAUUUACCAGAUGGUCCUUGGCCUUACUUCCAGGCUCGACGCGAUGGAGAACGACUUUGAAACUCGCAUCGCCUCCAUGCGCGCUGAAAUGUCGCAACUUCAAUACGAGUUCGCCUUCUCCGCGGAAACUGUGCGAGGACUGUCCGGCAUGGUUGAGCAAGUUCGGCAGGAGCGGGUCGCCAUGAACCACGUAUUCCCACCGCCGAGGAUGAGCCACAUCGGUGGUUCCACCGCCAGCCAAUUGGGGAGGAGGUACCUCCCCAGUGUGUUCGGCCCUUCGGUUCCUCCUACCGGCCAGUCAUCGGCGUCUGCCAUGGUCGGUCGUCCUGACAUGCAGGGCGGCACCUUCACAUCCGGACAGGCUGAAAUGGAGUCAACCAUUGCCGGUUCUUCAUCUGUUCCUGGUCAAGCUGGUGCAGAUGUUUCAUCUUCUUCACCUGUUUCUGCUGCGCGCUCCCUGCCCUAA
This is a messenger RNA of Suillus clintonianus, 1767 nucleotides long. RefSeq lists its product as uncharacterized. Bases 1 to 1767 code for a protein of 588 amino acids. The record is from RefSeq and is a predicted model, not a curated record. Gene Ontology annotation, molecular function: zinc ion binding; DNA-binding transcription factor activity, RNA polymerase II-specific. Gene Ontology annotation, biological process: regulation of DNA-templated transcription. NCBI's taxonomy places the organism in Eukaryota, Fungi, Basidiomycota, Agaricomycetes, Boletales, Suillaceae. The transcript is spliced from 7 exons.